Molecule: messenger RNA, 192 nt
Organism: Brugia malayi
Lineage: Eukaryota; Metazoa; Nematoda; Chromadorea; Rhabditida; Onchocercidae
Gene: Bma-rpb-12
Exons: 3
Coding region: 1-192 (63 amino acids)
Biological process (GO): DNA-templated transcription
Cellular component (GO): RNA polymerase III complex; RNA polymerase I complex; RNA polymerase II, core complex
Molecular function (GO): DNA binding; DNA-directed RNA polymerase activity; zinc ion binding
Source: RefSeq, a predicted model, not a curated record
AUGGAAGGCAGUUCAACUCCAACUCCAAGUGCUGGUGGGUCAGCAAAGACUAAUAGCAUGAUCUACAUUUGUGGAGAAUGUCACAGCGAGAAUGAAAUCCGUCCAAAGGAUGCGAUCAGAUGUCGAGAAUGUGGUUACAGGAUAUUGUAUAAAAAACGUUGCCGGAAGUUGAUGGUUUAUGAUGCACGUUGA